CGGUGCCGUGCGGGUCUGCAGACGUGGAGGAAGACGAGCGCAGCGGGACAGCACUGGAGUGGCUGCCGCGGCCGGCGAGUGGAGACCUCCUGCGGCGGCAGGAGGCGGCGAUGCGUGCGGCGUGCCGCGCUAGGCCGGCGCAGUAUUUGGCACUCCGGGCAGCAGAAGGCAACGGUGACUGAGGAGAGAUGGGGACGCAGGCGCGGGCGCGGGAGCGGCGCGGGACGCCGGCCGACCACCCGCUGCCCCCGGAAGGCGGCUGGGGCUGGGCCGUCGCCGCGGGCAUGGCGCUCAUGCUGAUCUCGACGACGGGCCAGUACGGCUCGUUCGGUCUGCUGUUCGACGGGGUGCUGCAGCAGCUGGGUGCGCAGUCCACGGGCGCCACGCUCAUCAUGAACAUGCUGUCCGCCGCCGUCAACUUCACCGGCCUCGUGACGAACCGCCUGCUACGCUCCAUGACGUACCGGAUGGUCUCUGUCAUCGGCGGCCUCAUGUUCACGGUCGGCGUCAUGCUCACCGUGUUCGCCCGCAGCAUGGCGCACAUCGUCAUCACCUACAGCAUCAUCGCAGGAGUGGGUCUGGGCCUGGUGGUGCCGGCGUCGUACCUGGCGUUCAACUCGUACUUCCUGGAGCGCCGCGGGCUGGCCAUGGGCCUGUGCCAGGCGUGCGUGGGGCUGGGCUUCAUCGGCGCGCCGCCCGUGGUGCAGGCGCUGCUCCACAGCUACGGCUUCCGCGGCGCCAUGCUGGUGCUGGGCGGCAUCGGGCUGCACUCGGUGGUCGGCGCCGUGCUGUACCAGCCGGUGCGCUGGCACCAGCGCAGGCCGCCGGCGCCGAGGCCCCACAGCGCCAACGGACGCCUCGCCAACGGCGGGCCGAUGCACGAGCUGAAGACGCGGCCGGCCACGGUGGAGGAGCAGCGGCUGUCGAUGCACGUGGUGCCCGCCGAGGAGGACGACCUCGCCUGCGGACGCGCAGUGCCCAACGGACGUGCCCAGGUGUCGCAGGGUGCGGCGCCACCGGUGUCCACACAGGGCGCGGACUUCGACGAGCGCCUCGUGGUGAGCCGGCGCGGCAGCCUGGUCAUGUCGUCCAUGCUGGACUCGCGCGCCCACCUGCUGCUCAUGCCGGUGGACGAGGAGGGCUCCGCCACUGCCCACAGCUCUGUGGACAUCCCCAACGGCGGUGCAGAGCCCGAGCUGCGCCGCGUGUCGGGCGCGCCGCGGCGGCCGCCGUCCGUAUCACUAACCAACUUCGCGAGCGGCGUCGUCGCCUUCGACAACGCCCUCACCGGCGCCGACGCCGCCUCCAGCGACCAGCAGAUCGUCCAGAUCAUGCAGCGGCGCUCCCACCGCAGGCUGUCGAGGCCGACGACAGCGCUCUACCAGCAGCAGCGAUCGCUGCUGAACUACAUACCGGACGACGAAAGCGAGGACAUGCGCGCGUCGACGCAGGCCAUGAUCCAGCCGGCGGCGCCGCGCUCCAGGAAGUGGCUGCGCAAGGCGGCCGAGGCGCUGGAGCUGGACCUGCUGCGCGACCCCACCUACGUCAACAUCGCGCUGGGGCUGGCCGUCUCCUUCCUGAGCGACGCCAACUUCUUCACGCUGAUGCCCUUCUUCCUCAACACGGAGGGGCUGGAGGGCGGCGACAUCGCCACGUGCCUGUCGGUCGCCGCGGCCACCGACGUGGUGGCCAGACUCGUGCUGCCGUGGCUGGCGGCGCUCUGCAAGCUCUCCGCGCGCAACAUGUACAUGCUGGGCUGCAUCACGUCGGCCGUCGCCCGGUCAGCUUUCGUGUCUGUGACGGGGUUCACGUGGCUUGCCAUCAUGUCGGGCGUCGUGGGCUUCUUCAGAGGCGCCAUGGUUGUCAACCUGUCCCUCACCGUCGCGGAGUACUGCAGCCUCGAGCGAUUCCCUGCCGCCUACGGGCUGUACAUGGUUAUCAACGGCCUCAUCACUGUCAUAUUUGGGCCACUCGUAGGCAUCCUAAGAGAUGGCAGUGGCAGUUAUCAGCUGUGCAUUCAUGUAUUGUCAAUUGCAAUGCUGUUAUGUGCUCUGAGUUGGAUCUGCGAACUUGCUGUCAAAUGGCAUCAAAAGAGAAAACCAUGGUGUUUGCCCCGUUGGUGUUGAAAACUACUGACAAUGAUCUAUGGUGACCAACUCUAACAACAGAAAAGUGUGUGUGUGUUUGUGUGUGUGUGCGUGCACACACACGUGUAUGCAUGUGUUUGUGUGUGUGUGUGUGUGUAUCGGAGGGGAUGCAGGGUGUGCACCCACAUGUAUCUGUGUAAGUAAAUUUUGCUGCUUUAUUGAAGCAUUUUUUUGUUCUUGAAAGGACUGUAAAACGUAAGUUCAGCAAAACAUUCUGACAGAUGAAAACUCUUGAUCCAUUAUAUGGAUACAGUCCUUUCUUCAUUGCAGAAUUAUCAUGAACAGUUUGUGCAUAAGUUAAUAAAGAAGGUAUCUGUGAUAUGUGGUUGAACAUAAGUGUUCUAUGUACUCUAAAUAUAAAAAUAUGUAAAUGUGCUAAUUUCCAUAGUUUGUAAAUAAUUUUUUAAAGAGUGUAACUUGUUUGUGUGUUAGGAAAAUCAUUACACUAACACAUCAGCAUUUCUCACUUUUUAGGAAAUGCAUUAUAUUGAUUUUUUUCAUCCUAGGUGUCUCAACAUCAUGCAGUGUUGAUUUUAAAAUAUUUUUUUUUGUGUUCUCUGAUGUGGACAAAACUAAUAAUGUGACAUUAGCAAAAUCAUCAGUAAAUUAAAAAUAGAUAUUUUUAAAAUGUUAUAUUAAUUAUGCUAAGAAACGAAACUAUUCAGUGGAAAAAGGACUCACUCUAUUCCAAAUCUAUUUAAUGUAAUGUACUGGAUGAGUUAUCAUUUAUUAAUUUCCGCAUCACUGGAUACUGCCACAAGGGAGAAAGAGUCAGGUUAUGUAUUAAGAAUGUUACAGAAAAAUAAGUGAAUAAAUAUACAAGUGGUUGCUUGUGCUAUUUGUCCAAUGUGUCUCUCAUAAUUUAUUUUUACAUAAAAUGGCUGAACAGUAGUGUUACAGAAUUUUGCCAUAAUACGCCUGUUAUGAUUCAAAUCUGGUAUAGCUACACUUACUCUUUUAGUCUUUUGGAGGUGUCUCAAUGCUGGUCUGGUUGUGCAGAGUGGCUUGCCAGCAGUCCAAAUAUAACAUUUAUUCUAGUAAUAACAAUUCUUCUGCAGAUAUAUAUGGCCAUUCUAUCAUCACCUUUGUGAAUGCAACAUAUUAUAUCAAGGUUCAGUUCUGAACUUGUGUGUAAUGUGUAUUAGACAAAAAUCAGGUGUUAAAGAUAGGGUGGCAAAUGUCAUAUAUAUGUCACUGAUGGGUAGCCAACUAAAAAUUCACAAAAACGUAACUGUAGCAUGGGAAUAAGUAGUGAAGAAUUUUGUCUUAUAAAGUAAUGAAAUUAUAUUUUCAGCCGAUAUUUCUAACAACACAGUUCUUAAAGUGGGCUGAAAGUAACAAACAUAUUUGAAAUAGCUACAGAGUCCCCUGCAUUUUGCUUGUGAUAAAUGCCAGUAAUCAUUCAGCUUUCUUUGAUCACAAAUUAUAAUAGUUUUUUAAAUGCCUGAAAAACUGGAAAUACUUAUGAUAGUUAUGCUUCCAUCUUAACAUUUAUUGUAAGUAAGUGAUAUUUUCAAAUGUUACAAAAAUAUUUUAGGCCUAUUGACAAAAAUUAUAAUUUUGACUGGAAUAUUACAUUAAUUAUUAAAAUAAAGGGAAAUUUUCUUAAUAGGUUAGAGCAAGAUGAUAAAUGUUAUUGAAGCAGUGUGAUGAUUCCCAGUAGGUGGGAUUCUCCCCCUCCCCCUGUGUACACACAUGCUGCUGCAGAAAAAAUUUCUUCUAGUACAUUUAGGCUACACAUGAAGAUUGUCUGGCUGUAUGAAUAAUUAAUUAUAUCUGUGCUACAACCUGUACUAAUUUGUUUGCUUAAGAUUGAUCAGAGUAGUGUCAAGUGAGAAAAUCUGGUCAUUUAUGUACAAAGAUCUCUAUACAAGUGUGAAGAACUCAAUGAAAUGAUUAAAUGUGUGGUGAAUAUUAAGAGUUUUUUAUGUACUGCUAUGAAAUUCUCUCCUAUUUUGAAGAUUUUAGUGUAACAUUCUUGAACUUUAAAUGUCAGUAGCAUGGCCAUUGCGUUGCUCUCUUUUAUUUUUAUUUCAAGAUAUUUGCAACUUCUGUGAAUUAAAUUCCAGAAAGUACAUGUUUGUAAUUAAUAAAUCUGCAAUUUCUACAGUUCAAGAUAAAAUUAACAGUGGUUGAACUGGCUUAUCAACCUCAUUAUGAUGCUGCAAAG
Molecule: messenger RNA, 4317 nt
Organism: Schistocerca nitens (vagrant locust)
Lineage: Eukaryota; Metazoa; Arthropoda; Insecta; Orthoptera; Acrididae
Exons: 11
Coding region: 189-2126 (645 amino acids)
Biological process (GO): monocarboxylic acid transport; transmembrane transport
Molecular function (GO): monocarboxylic acid transmembrane transporter activity
Source: RefSeq, a predicted model, not a curated record